AUAAAAAAAAAAGCCCAGAAACAGAGAAAUUGAGCUUGAAGCUGAUACAAGCCAUGUCUUCUUCAACUUUCAAUCCCAAAAAAAUAUAUAUAAAUUAUCCUCUCUAAUAAUCCAAAAUCUCUUCCCUUUCUCUUUCUCCAAUUCUUGAGCAUCUCAUCUGGGUUCUUUCUGUUUUUUGAGCUGGGUAUCAUACUUUUGAUGCCAAGUUCAACUCCAUCUUCAAAUAUGUGAAAUUUUACCUGCUUUCUUUACUUCUUGCAUGUUUCUUCUUCUUGUCUUGCUUCGGAUCAAACUUAUUUUCACUUAUGAAUCUCACUAACGGCAAGGGAUCCAUGUCAACGGCCAGCUCUAGUGCAGCUUGGAGAGCUGGGGACGUUGUCCCCGAUCAGUUUCCGGCAGGGCUAAGGGUCUUAGUUGUUGAUGAUGAUCCAACAUGUCUUAUGAUCUUGGAGAAGAUGCUCAGGACCUGUCUCUAUGAAGUUACAAAAUGCAAUCGAGCUGAGACCGCAUUGUCUUUGCUUCGGGAGAACAAAAAUGGAUAUGAUAUUGUUAUAAGUGAUGUUCACAUGCCAGACAUGGAUGGAUUUAAACUCCUUGAACACAUUGGACUAGAGAUGGAUCUGCCUGUUAUCAUGAUGUCAGCGGAUGAUGGGAAAAGUGUUGUUAUGAAGGGGGUCACUCAUGGUGCUUGCGAUUACCUUAUUAAACCAGUUCGCAUCGAGGCACUGAAGAACAUAUGGCAGCAUGUGGUUCGGAAGAAAAGGAAUGAAUGGAAGGACUUGGAGCAAUCAGGCAGUGUCGAAGAGGGAGAUAGACAGCCGAAACAGUCAGAGGAAGCAGAUUACUCAUCUUCCGCCAAUGAAGGGAACUGGAGAAACUCAAAAAAGAGGAAAGACGAGGAAGAAGAUGCAGAGGAAAGGGAUGACACAUCCACAUUAAAGAAGCCAAGAGUGGUUUGGUCAGUUGAGCUCCACCAACAGUUUGUUGCUGCUGUUAAUCAACUAGGCAUUGACAAGGCUGUUCCUAAGAAAAUUCUAGAGUUGAUGAAUGUUCCUGGGCUCACCAGAGAAAAUGUUGCUAGCCACCUCCAGAAAUAUCGUUUAUAUCUCAGAAGAUUGAGUGGGGUUUCACAACACCAGAAUAAUUUGACCAACAGUUUUAUUAAUCCCCAAGAAGCAAGCUAUGGGCCACUGUCCUCUCUCAAUGGACUUGACCUUCAAACUCUUGCUGCUACUGGUCAGCUUCCAGCACAAAGCCUUGCCACACUCCAAGCAGCUGGGCUUGGUCGAUCAGCAGUAAAAUCUAGAAUGCCCAUGCCCAUUGUUGAUCAAAGGAACCUUUUCAGCUUUGAGAAUCCAAAAUUAAGAUUCGGAGAGGGACAACAACAGAUAAGCAGUAGUAAGCCAAUGAACUUUCUUCAUGGUAUCCCAACAACCAUGGAGCCUAAGCAGCUCGCAAAUUUGCAUCAUUCAGCACAAUCUCUAGGGGGCAUGAAUAUGCAAGUCAAUGCCCAUGGUGGGCAGGGUGGUCAAGGUGAUUCAUUGCUGAUGCAGAUGUCUCAGUCACAGUCCAGGGGGCAGAUACUAAAUGAAACCACUGGCAGCCAUGUUCCUACUCUCCCAUCAUCCAUAGGGCAGCCUGUUCUACCUAAUGCAGUUGUUGGUGGAGUCUUAGCAAGAAAUGGUUUAGCUGAGAAUGGUAGAGGGACAGGAUACAUUCAAGUUUCACAAUCAUCUUCAAUGUUGAAUUUCCCACUGAACAGCCCAGCAGAAUUAUCAGGCAAUAGUUUUCCUCUGGGAAGUGCUCCAGGAAUAUCCAGUCUCACAUCUAAAGGGACAUUUCAAGAAGAGGUUAACUCAGAAAUAAAAGGAUCCGUUGGAUUCAUGCCAAGUUAUGAUAUUUUUAGUGAUUUGAAUAAUCACAAAUCACAUGAUUGGGAAUUACAUAAUGUAGGCAUGACCUUUAAUGCCUCUCAUCAAGCCAACUCUCUGCAAAGCAAUCUUGAUGUCGGUUCUUCAGUUUUAUCUCAUCAAGGUUUUUCUUCUAGCCAAAGGACUGGACAGAACAGGAAUAUAUCUGCUGUAGGAAAACCCAUUUUUACAGCUGGGGAUGCAACUGAUCACGUGAAUGCAAACAAUGUUGGACCUCUCAACACUUUCUUCGAUAAUUCAGUGAGGGUUAAAUCUGAAAUUGUUCCUGAUGCAAACUGUGAUACUAACAUCUUUUCUGAGCAGUUUGGCCAGGAAGAUCUCAUGAGUGCACUUCUAAAACAACAACAGGGAGGUGUAGCGCCAGCUGAAAAUGAAUUUGACUUUGAUGGGUAUCCCCUGGAUAAUAUUCCUGUGUAGCAGUUCCUCAGCUAUUUCAGUUUCUGAUGUACAUACCUCCUGUUACAGAUGAAUUGAUUUAUCUCUUCUGCAACAGAGGGAAGCAGUUCAAAUUAGCAUUUUUUUUCUGCAGACAGGAUUGCUUGAUUUCAGUUAGCUGCAUUUCCUUGGUGUAUAUCAUCAUGUUCAGCUGGUUUAAUUUGGAAAUAAAUUCCUACAAACGGUAAGUUGGAGAUGAUAUAUUCAGUUGAAGGAAGUUGCAGAUGUAAGAUACCACUGCAUGAAAUGCCAGGGCAUACAUGCAAAGUUUUGGCUUCCAUCGGGUUGGAAAAGCUGGCAAGAAGCAACUAAUUUUAGGGUGCUUGUGGAGGACAUUGGCUCCAGUUGAGGAGACAACUUAGACAUCUACAGUUUCAGGAGCCUUGCUAACUCAGUUACAGAUCAAGUUUAAUUAUUUUUACUCGUUUUUUAUUUUAUAUUUGUUAUUUAAGGAAUUGACCUUGAUUAAUGUACAUAUUCCAUUUGAUUGCUCUAGACAUAAGUCUGGGUAACUUUUAUUUCUUUUUUCUGGAUGUUUUCUUGUACUUAAAUUCUAAGGUGUUAUGUUUUUUUUUUCUGUA
Messenger RNA from Manihot esculenta (cassava), 2947 nucleotides. Its product is annotated as two-component response regulator ARR1. Gene Ontology annotation, biological process: cytokinin-activated signaling pathway; phosphorelay signal transduction system. The record is from RefSeq and is a predicted model, not a curated record. Bases 306 to 2348 code for a protein of 680 amino acids. Lineage: Eukaryota; Viridiplantae; Streptophyta; Magnoliopsida; Malpighiales; Euphorbiaceae. The transcript has 6 exons. Gene Ontology annotation, molecular function: DNA binding; DNA-binding transcription factor activity.